AUGUCGACUUCCACCUCCGCAAGUCUUCGGGAAAUCGCGCAAAAGAUCCUCGAGGAUGCGCUACAAAAUAUCACCCACGAGAUCCUCAUCCACCAACAUCGCGCUCACAAAAUGCUGCUCGCCUCUCUCGACCCGACGACUCGUCUCCCCCACUGUUCAACUUGCAAACUCCCCAGACUACUAGAUCCGCCCCUCGCACCUGGCGUCCGUGGCGCCACAGCGGAACCCCCAGCGACGACGAAUUACUGCGACAGGAAACCCUGGGCCCGGCGACCCGGACACGACAUCUACGGCAACCCAUUCCUCAAAUCCGACGUCACGGGUCGUCCCUUGACGAAGAAAGAACGAGAGGCGCAAUCUAAAGCAGCUGCGAAUGGAACACCUGCAAGUGAAGAAGGGACUGGACCGCCUUCCCCCGACGCCGAUGGGGGCAUUGGAAGUGUCGCAAAGGGGGAGAAGAAAGCCAGUAAGAUUGACGAGAAGCUGAGGAAGGGAGAGUAUGUUCCCUGGCAUACUUGUCCGAGUUGUAAGAGGAGUUUGUUGAUUACGAGGUUUGCGAAGCAUUUGGAACAGUGUAUGGGAUUGAGUGGGAGGAAAGCUGGGAGGGAGGCGGCCGCUAAAAUCGGGGGAAGUCAGCAGGGGAGUCGGGGUGCGACGCCGAAUUUGGAGGUUGAGGAGGAUGGGGAGGAGGGAGAGGGCAAGGGUGGGGGUGUUCGGAAGAAGUUGUUGAAGAAGGGGCUGAAGGAGAAGGUUAAGAAGGGAGGAGGAGUGUUGAAGAGUUUGGGGGUCAAGGGUGCUGUGGGGGGAAGUUCGCCGGUUAGAGGGGCGGAUGGGAAGAGGGAGCGGGAGGACGGGGAGGAGGGAGAGGAGGAAGAGGCGGGGCAUUUUAAGAAGAGGCAGAAGUUGCAGAGGGUGGGGAGUACGACUAGUAUUGUCUCGCAGAGUACCGCUGCGCCGGAGAUGGAGAGGAGUGAGAGUCAGGAUGGAAGUUUGCUUGACGCUAGUUUUGCUGAGGAUUGA
Ramularia collo-cygni is the source of this 1020-nucleotide messenger RNA. RefSeq lists its product as uncharacterized. Gene Ontology annotation, cellular component: SAGA complex; DUBm complex. Gene Ontology annotation, biological process: regulation of transcription by RNA polymerase II; positive regulation of DNA-templated transcription. Bases 1 to 1020 code for a protein of 339 amino acids. The transcript has a single exon. NCBI's taxonomy places the organism in Eukaryota, Fungi, Ascomycota, Dothideomycetes, Mycosphaerellales, Mycosphaerellaceae. Gene Ontology annotation, molecular function: transcription coactivator activity. The record is from RefSeq and is a predicted model, not a curated record.